Molecule: messenger RNA, 2676 nt
Organism: Drosophila subobscura
Lineage: Eukaryota; Metazoa; Arthropoda; Insecta; Diptera; Drosophilidae
Product: zinc finger protein 780A
Exons: 3
Coding region: 48-2645 (865 amino acids)
Cellular component (GO): nucleus
Molecular function (GO): zinc ion binding
Source: RefSeq, a predicted model, not a curated record
AUUAGAUUUUUCUGAAAUAUUGGCCAACACGUUGAAGCGGAGGCAUAAUGGAUGAGGGGGCUCAGUACUCCAUACGGUCGGUGUGCCGCAUUUGUCUGCGGCACCUGCAGAAGGAUGCCGCCUUUGAUUUGUUCCUGGUGCCAGGUCUGGCCAAGAAACUGUGCGUCUGCACUCCGCUGUCCGUGGAGCAGCAGGAUGGCUUUCCCAAUAAUCUGUGCACCAGCUGUUACACCAGGCUGAACGAGACCCACGAGUUCCAGAAGCUGUGCAUGGAGUCGGUGCAGAAGUUCCAGGACAUGGUGGCCAAUAAUGUCUUCUGCGUCGUCUCCACGGGCUCGCAGAUCAAGAAUUUUGAUGUUCUAAAUGUGGCUGGACAUGAGGGGGAACUGGUGGGGGAGGACGAUGAUCGUAUCAACUUUGAUCCCCUGUUGGACCACAAAAUGGAGCUGAUCGAGAACGAGGAGGAUGUCUUCAAGAUGCUGGAGCAUGUGGACAAGGAGGCCGAGGAUGCGGAGAAGGAGGUCAAGCAGGUCGCUGGUCACGAUCGUUUGAUGAGCCCAUUUCCCGACGACUUCUCAUCGGAGAGCGACACCGAAAUCGAUGAAGACGUGGACUUUGAGCCCAACAGCAGCGAUGGCGAUGACGAUGUGCCCCUGUCCCAGCGCCUGAGAGCGACUCCCCGCCAAGCGUCCAAGGCCAAAUCGAAGAAAUCGAACACUACAGACAUCAAGGAAGAGGAGGAGUUCUUGUCGGCAUCGGAAGCUGACGAAGACGGCGACGGCUCGAGGUCCAAGCGUAGAAGGAUUCCACCCAACGAACGACCCCUGCAUCGCAUCAUCGACUGCCACAUCUGCCACCAGAAAUUCAAGAAAGCCAUCCGCUACGAGGAGCACAUGAAGCACCACAACGAUCUUCUGCCCUUCCAGUGCAAGGUGGAAACCUGCAGGAAAGGUUUCACAACGGCAGGCGGACUGCGCCUCCACAUAGACCAUGCCCACACCGAACUGUCGGAGGUGCACUCGUGCAGCGUCGAUGGCUGUGGGAAGAGCUUCCCGCGCAUCAGGCUGCUCACGUUCCACAUGAAGAAGGUGCACAACAUAGCAAAGUCAGCGGCCCCGCCACGCGACUAUCCCUGCACGGAGUGCGAGAAGAUAUUCCGCUGUCCCAUGGCCCUCAAGAAGCACAUGUACAAGCACGACGGCAAGGAGCUGCCGUUCCCCUGCAACAUCUGCGGCAAGCGGUUCGUAAUCAACAGCGCCCUCAAGGAUCACCUGAUGCGACAUGCGGGCAUCAAGAACUACGUCUGCCCGUACUGCGGUGUGGGCAAGACGACGCGCCAGGAGUGGAACACCCACAUACUGACGCACACCCAGGAGAAGAAGUUCAAGUGCCAUAUAUGCGAGCAUGCCUCCCACAACAAGCAGAGUCUGGCCAAUCACAUCAAGAUCGUACACGAGAAGAUCAAGAACUAUGCCUGCCAGUACUGUGGGAAGACGUUCGGCAAGUCGCAUGCCUGCAAGAUCCACGAGAUGACCCACACGGGAGAGAAGCGCUGCGAGUGCAAGGUCUGUGGCAAGAAGUUCCUCUAUCCAAAGAGUCUGACGAAGCAUUUGAAGACACACGAGAAGCGGGUUCUACGUGCCAUUGAGACGUAUCGCCAGAGGCAGGUGGAAAUGGGCGAGGCAGUACUCGGAGAACCGGUGGACAAUCCCGCAGAUGUCAUGGGAGUGGCAUCCGCAAUUGGCAUCGAAACGAGUGCGGGAGGAGAGCCAGCGAUGUCCCAGAAUGCCGCCGAUGAGCUGCUCAAAGUUUGUGCUGAAUCUGUGGCCACCAUACCCAAGGAUCCGCGUCGUGUACAACGAGUAGACAUAUCCCAGCUGGCGGGCACUGCUGUCAAUCCCAUUUCGUCGGUGUCGGUGCCGUCGUGGUCCCCGCAGGAAGUGAACUUCACCAAGAAGGAGGGCAAGCACGUUUGCCCAGGCUGUGGCCAGGGAUUCAACAACAUUGGCAACAUGAAGCGGCACUACAAGAUCAUCCACGAGAAGGUCAAGGACUUUGCCUGUCGCUUCUGUCCCAAGCGAUUUGCGAAGGCCCAGACACUGCGCCACCACGAAUGGAUCCACACGGGGGAGAAGCCGUUUGAGUGCAAGACCUGCGGCACUCAUUUCCGCCAGGAGACGGCGCUCAAGCGGCAUCAGCGUACCCACGAGAACCGUCCGCCUGUCAUCUCCUCGAAGUUCUAUGCGGCCCGAGAGGAGCUGGAGGAGCAGGAGCGUAGCAAAAGGGAGGCCAAGCGCAAGGCGGAGGCGAAGCGUAAGGAGAUCGCCGAGGCGGCCAAGCAACAGCUUUCGUCGCUGCACAAGCUCGAGACGACCGACAGGAAUCUGCAAUCGUACGACGAGUACCAGGAGGCUGCCGCUGAGCGGGCAGCUGCCUCUGCCGAGCUGCAGGCGCAGCAGUUCGAGGAGAACGAGGUGAAGCGGCGGGCAGACGAGGAGCGGCGCAAGAUUCAGGAGGCUGCCUACGAGCAGCUGCAAAGACUGCAGCACCAGCAGGAGAUCGACAAGGUGCAAACCUCCUACGAUGCCUACUACGCGCAAAAGGCCCAAGCGGAUGGCACCGGCCUGAAGAUCGAUCAUGUGUGAGCUGCGGAUGCGGGAGAUCAACGUUAAACGU